This is a messenger RNA of Carassius auratus (goldfish), 2695 nucleotides long. Its product is annotated as zinc finger protein 770-like. The record is from RefSeq and is a predicted model, not a curated record. Lineage: Eukaryota; Metazoa; Chordata; Actinopteri; Cypriniformes; Cyprinidae. The coding region runs from base 103 to 2451 and encodes 782 amino acids. Gene Ontology annotation, biological process: regulation of transcription by RNA polymerase II. The transcript has 2 exons. Gene Ontology annotation, molecular function: DNA-binding transcription factor activity, RNA polymerase II-specific; RNA polymerase II cis-regulatory region sequence-specific DNA binding.
UCAUGUUUACAUUUGCCAGAUUCUUUUCUAAAUGAAGGAGGUUGGGAUUGUCACACUGGAUGGAGUUCUGCAUAUUUUUCCAAACCUUCAGAAGGCCAGUGGAUGGAGGAAAACCAAAAAACUGAGGAGCAACAAGAAGCCAACCUCACAACACAAAAUAAGGACAAUGAUGUACAUUCAAAAGUGUGGCAAAGUAAGAAAUCUGUUGGAAGCAAAAGAGUUUAUGAUUGCCCUGUGUGCCGUAAAACGUUUGGUACUCCAUCCGAACUAAAAAGGCAUUGUCUUAUUCACACAAAUCAGAGGCCAUUUCAGUGUCCCAUAUGCUGCCGUGCGUUCAGAGAACGCUCUCAUCUAAAAGUACACUUUUCAACUCACAAUAUCCGUGAGAAGCGAAGAGCACCAUCAAUCCAGAGCUAUAGAGUCAAUAGUGUGCCCUGUUAUCAAGCGUCAAAAUCAAGGUUAAAAUCCCCUCCAAAACAAACAACUGCCCAAGAUGAUACAAAGUCAACAGAUAAAGAAAAGUCAACAGAGCACCAAGAUGAAAAAAUGUUUAUACAGAAUAUGGCAUCUCAAAUUAUUAGUUGUGACUGUAGUGAAUCAGAUGCAUGUUUGCAAGACUCCUUUCUAAAUAAAAAAGGUUGGGAUCGUCACACUGGGCUGAGUUCUGUAUAUUUAUCCAAACCUUCAGAAGGCCAGUGGAUGGAAGAAAUACAAGAAUCUGAGGAGGAACAAGAAUCCAGUGUCUCAACACAAAGUGAGGAUGAUGUAAAUGUGAAGCUGUUGCAAAGUAAGAAAUCUGAUGGAAACAAAAGAGUUUAUGAUUGCCCUGUGUGCCGUAAACGGUUUGGUGCUCCAUCCGAACUAAAAAGACAUUGUCUUAUUCACACAAAUCAGAGGCCAUUUCAGUGUCCCAUAUGCUGCCGUGCCUUCAGAGAACGCUCUCAUCUAAAAGUACACUUUUCAACUCACAAUAUCCGUGAGAAGCGAAGAGCACCAUCAAUCCAGAGCUAUAGAGUCAAUAGUGUGCCCUGUAAUCAAGCGUCCAAAUCAAGGUUAAAAUCCUCUCCAAAACAAACAACUGCCCAAGAUGAUACCAAGUCAACAGAUAAAGAAAAGUCAACGGUGCACCAAGAUGAAAAAAUGGUUAUAGAGAAUAUGGCAUCUCAAAUUAUUAGUUGUGACUGUAGUGAAUCAGAUGCAUGUUUGCAAGACUCCUUUCUAAAUAAAAAAGGUUGGGAUCGUCACACUGGGCUGAGUUCUGUAUAUUUAUCCAAACCUUCAGAAGGCCAGUGGAAGGAAGAAAUACAAGAAUCUGAGGAGAAACAAGAAUCCAGUGUCUCAACACAAAGUGAGGACGAUGUAAAUGUGAAGGUGUUGCAAAGUAAGAAAUCUGAUAGAAACAAAAGAGUUUAUGAUUGCCCUGUGUGCCGUAAACGGUUUGGUGCUCCAUCCGAACUAAAAAGACAUUGUCUUAUUCACACAAAUCAGAGGCCAUUUCAGUGUUCCAUAUGCUGCCGUGCCUUCAGAGAACGCUCUCAUCUAAAAGUACACAUCAGAACUCAUGAUGUCCCUGUGAAGCGGAGAACACCAUCAUUCCAGAGCUACAGAGACAACAUAGUGUCCUGUAAUCGAGCAUCUAAGUCAAAGUUAAAACCCUCUCCAAAAUUUCUAACAGCCCACAAUGAUACCACUUCAACAGAUAAACAAAAGUCAACCGUGCAGCAAGAUCAAAAUGUGCUUACAGAGGAUAUGCUGUCUCAAAACAUAUGUGGUGACUACAAUGAUUUAGGUGUACAUUUGUCAAAAAGUACUAGCCCUUUAGAGAAUGUUGAGAAUAACAAAUCAGUUUUGGGUCUGACGCAUAAAACUGACAUCUUGCUUGAUGGGAAAAAGGCAUUUGACAUUGUGCCUUUUGGCAAGGUGAGUGACUGUCCACCCAAAACUGACUCAUCUCUCCGUCAUUGUGCUCCCGAAUCAAGAGCUGAGGAAAAAUGGGAACAUUACAUGGACGAUGUUGAAGAUUUCUUUGUGGACUCUGACACUGUUGUCACACAGUGUGUUCCUGGUUCUCACGAGCCCAGUUCUUGUCAGUAUCAACAGAAUCCUGAUGUUCCCAGAAUCCCAGAAGUUGUUGUGGAGCUUGAGGACUUUGAGGAACCAGGUGAAUGCUUUAUCAAAACAUCACAUGACCUCCCCUUUUGUCGUGACUGUAGUCGGAGUUUCCGCACGGUUAGGAACUUGUAUGCACAUAAUUGUACAAACGGAUAUCCUGAAGGUGAAGUGAAGAAAUCCCACCAGUGUGACAUUUGCUUCAAAUUCUUCAGCUCACCAUCCAAAUUGAAGAGUCACUAUGUUACUCACACGGGUCAGAGGCCGUUCCUAUGCACACAGUGUCAGAAGUCCUUCACACAGCCCCAUCAUCUAAAAACACACAUGCUGUCCCACAGGUAGAAUGGUUACUCAAGGGUUGUCCAAAGAUAUGACCAAACCAAAAGGGUUUUCAAUUGUAUUUCAGUUGUGUGUUAUAAAGUUUUAUGCAGUAUGUUUGGCUUUCAAAGUGCCCCAGUAUGGAUUUUUGAAAAUUACCUUUCAUGCAGUGUGUAACACAGCUUUAAGUGAUUAAAAAGACUGCAGUUUUAAAUCUGAAAGUGCAUUGUGUAUAAAGUUAUUGUCUCUCAAAAGAAAAUGUCAACUC